Molecule: messenger RNA, 2641 nt
Organism: Drosophila subobscura
Lineage: Eukaryota; Metazoa; Arthropoda; Insecta; Diptera; Drosophilidae
Gene: sbm
Product: b(0,+)-type amino acid transporter 1
Exons: 9
Coding region: 225-1847 (540 amino acids)
Biological process (GO): amino acid transmembrane transport
Cellular component (GO): membrane
Molecular function (GO): L-amino acid transmembrane transporter activity
Source: RefSeq, a predicted model, not a curated record
GGCAAAAGCUUUCACGGUGCGGACUAUUUGACGCGGCCGCCAAUUGGGACAAGAACAGUCGCCUGCGAUAAGUCGCCCCAAUCGCCUCACGGUCUUUUUUACUUCAGUACUCGCUCCACGCUCGAUCCAUCUGCCCGCCUGCCUUCACACUCGUAUUCUGCCGAUUCGCUGAGAGCUGAAAUUCGCGGCGAAAUAAUUUUAGCAACUUGUUAUCCGUCCAUGCCAUGCGCGAUAAAAUAUCACAACUAUUUUGCUUGCAAAAAAACGCAUGCAAAAAUAAUUCAACAGAUAAUAGAGGACAUAAUGUGCCAACAAAAGCAGCGAACAACGGGACAAUGUGCGCCAAUGGGUCUCUUGGGGCAGAAGGGCCCGAAGCGACAGAGACCGACUCAUCAGGGACCGGGCGGAUGCGGAAGCCGCUGGAGAGGAAUGGCUCAACGCAGAACGACGCUGUUCACCUCGAGAGAAGGCUGGGCCUCUUCAGUGGGGUGGCUUUAAUUGUCGGAACUAUGAUAGGGUCUGGAAUAUUUGUGUCUCCCUCCGGUUUACUGGUUCGUACUGGUUCCGUUGGAGUUAGCUUUGUAAUCUGGCUUGCCUGUGGUGUACUCUCGCUUUUGGGCGCUCUGGCAUACGCUGAACUUGGAACGAUGAACACCUCUUCUGGUGCGGAAUGGGCUUACUUUAUGGAUGCCUAUGGACCGGCGCCGGCGUUCCUGUUCUCAUGGGUAUCGACAUUGGUGUUGAAGCCAUCACAAAUGGCUAUAAUAUGCUUAUCAUUUGCACAGUAUGCCGUUGAGGCCUUUGUGACGGAGUGUGAUCCGCCCAGGGGUGUCGUGAAGAUGGUCGCACUGGUGGCUAUUGUGAUGAUACUGUUCGUGAACUGCUACAGCGUCAACCUGGGCAUGGCCGUGCAGAAUGUGUUCACCGCCGCCAAACUGGUGGCCGUGGUGAUCGUCAUCUGUGGCGGUGCCUGGAAACUGAUGCAGGGUAAUACGCAGCACCUGUCGAAUGCAUUUAAUGGACCGAUGCCUAACGUCGGAGCGAUUGCCACGGCAUUCUAUACGGGCUUGUGGGCCUACGAUGGCUGGAAUAACCUCAACUAUGUCACCGAGGAGAUCCAGAAUCCCAGCAAGAAUCUGCCACGCUCGAUCAUCAUUGGCAUACCGCUGGUGACGCUCUGCUAUGCCCUGAUCAACAUCUCCUAUCUGGCGGCCAUGUCGCCACAGGAGAUGAUCGAAUCGGAGGCAGUGGCCGUCACCUUUGGCAAUCGCAUACUGGGCGCCAUGGCCUGGCUGAUGCCCCUCAGUGUGACAAUCAGCACAUUUGGCAGUGCCAAUGGCACUCUGUUUGCAGCUGGACGUCUCUGCUUUGCCGCCAGUCGAGAGGGCCAUUUGCUGGACAUUCUCUCCUAUGUCCAUGUGCGACGCCUCACACCAGCCCCGGGCCUGAUAUUCCACUCGCUGAUUGCCUCGGCAAUGGUGCUGCAUGGCACGAUUGAUUCGCUGAUUGAUUUCUUCAGCUUCACCGCCUGGAUAUUCUACGGCGGCGCAAUGCUGGCCCUGAUCGUGAUGCGCUACACCAAACCCAACUAUCCACGGCCAUACAAAGUGCCUAUCAUCAUUCCCGUUGUGGUAUUGGUCAUAUCCAUCUAUCUUGUGGCAGCCCCCAUCUUUGAGACGCCUCGCAUUGAGUAUCUGUACGCCCUGCUCUUCAUAUUUGCUGGCCUCAUCUUCUAUGUGCCAUUCGUCAAGCUGGGCAUGACACCGCGCUUCAUGAACAAGGUGACGCUGUUCUUCCAGCUAUUGCUGGAGGUUGUGCCCACCUCAUCGAUGGCCAUGUUCGAGUGAACAAAUGCUCAAAGGCAAGAUGAAGGGUAAAGGGUAAAAGGUGUCAGAGAGAGACAAGAAAACAUUCAAACAUUAUCUACUAUACAAGAAUAUAAGAAUACUAUUUGAAGUACAGAAUGGGUAUGAGAGGAUACACACGAGAGAAGCAGGGGAAAGCAGAAAGCAGAAAGCAAAAAGGAGAAAGGAAAUAGCAACCUAUAUUGAUAUAUAUUGACGUUGUCAUUGACAAACAAAAACAAAAACUAUUUGAAAUAGUCUUUUUAUGCUAUGAGCUGGUUACAUUCAAAAGGUUAUAUAUGCAUAUACUUACGAUACAGAAAUAAGUAUAAAAUAUACACCCUCCCUCCCCAUAUAUAUCUAUAUUGUAUCAGAAAGGUAGCGCGCCUAGGCAAACGUUGCAUAGUUGAUAGGAUACCAAAAUAAAUAAGCAAAUGACAAGAGAACGAGAAUAAGAAAAAAAAAAAAAAACACACACACACACAUUUAAACAAAUUGGAAAGGUCCUUGCGGUCAAUGCGGUCCAGAGAUGAUAUGAUGCCGAGUUAGGUGCAAGGUUAAGGUACAGUCAUCGAAUGAAAGACAAGAUAACACCACCAAAAAGAAGAGUACAGUACCCACCUAAAGCUAUCCACAACAUCUGGCAACACCGAUGCCGCCGCAGAGCAUGCAACUUUCUUGUUUACCCUUUUUUUCGAGUUAUAUACAAGAUUAACGAUCUAGAGAUCUGUUUGGAAUAGCAAUAUAUAUGUGUAUAUGUAUGUGGGGAACUUAAGGAAAAAACAAACAAAAAACCA